GGCUUUGGUAUAGACAUUUACAACUUACAACCUUCAAAUACGGAGUAUCAUUUUCUUUAUCAUUUAUGUGGCAAUAAACAAUUCCAGAAGACCAUGGUUGUGCUGAGUGUAGUAAAGUUCUCUCCUUUGCCUUUCACCUUCCCUGCUGUCUUUGCUUCUUCUAAAGAUGCUAACUCAUCCAAGACAAAGGCAUUGAAGCUUAGAGAUGAUUGGAGGGAGAAAUCCAGACCCAUCCCUCCUGGUGGAACCUACCCUGCUAAGGACCAUUGCAGCCAUUGCGGGUUAUGUGAUACUUACUUCAUAGCUCAUGUAAAAAACGCAUGUGCUUUCUUGGGGAAUGGCAUGUCCAGAAUUGAAGCCUUGGAACCUGUGGUACAUGGCCGAGGAAGGAAAAUUGAUUCACUGGACGAAAUUUAUAUGGGUGUACAUGAGAACUUAUUGUAUGCUCGUAAAACUAGGCCUUUGGAAGGAGCCCAAUGGACAGGCAUAGUGACAACAAUUGCAAUGGAGAUGCUGAAAUUCGGUAUGGUGGAAGCUGUCAUUUGUGUCCAAAGUGACCCAGAAGAUAGGCUUGCUCCUCGACCCGUCUUAGCAAGGACACCAGAGGAAGUACUAGCAGCUAAAGGAGUCAAGCCAACACUCUCUCCCAAUUUGAACACUCUUGCUUUAGUUGAGGCAGCUGGUGUGAAGAGGCUUCUGUUUUGUGGUGUUGGUUGCCAAGUGCAAGAUCAAUAUCCUGACUUGCAGCUUUAAGAAAAGUUGAGAAAUAUCUAGGUCUGGAAAAGCUUUAUGUUUUAGGAACAAACUGUGUGGAUAAUGGAACACGAGAAGGGUUAGACAAGUUCUUAAAUGCUGCUAGUGAUGAACCUGAUACUGUUCUACAUUAUGAGUUUAUGCAAGACUACAAGGUCCACCUGAAACAUUUGGAUGGGCGCAUUGAAGAGGUUCCCUAUUUCUGUUUACCAGCAAAUGAGUUGGUUGAUGUCAUUGCACCAUCGUGUUACAGCUGCUUUGACUACACAAAUGCAUUAGCUGAUUUGGUGGUCGGUUAUAUGGGUGUGCCAAAGUAUGCUGGAGUUAGCAUGACACAACACCCACAGUAUAUUACUGUCAGAAAUGAACGUGGAAGAGAAAUGCUUAGACUCGUGGAGCAUCUUUUGGAAGUCACUCCUACAAUUAGCAGUGGUGACAGGAGGCCAUUUGUAAUGGAAACUGUGAAGGCAGAUGACAACGCUAAGUUGGGAAGAGGUCCUUCUAAGCCUGCCCCAAAGUUUAUUGGCAACUUAAUAGCAUUUAUUUUAAACCUGGUUGGUCCAAAGGGUCUGGAAUUCGCCCGGUAUUCAUCGGAUUACCACACCAUACGGAAUUAUCUGCACGUAAUGCGCACAUGGGGAAGCGAAAGAGCUGGGAUGCACAUGCCUUCAUAUGCAAAGAAGAUUGUUGCCAUGUAUAACCAAAAUGGGGAAAUUGACCAAAUGCUUGUGAAGUGAUCAAGUACACCUACCUGACCUAAGUGAGAAGGGCGGGCUCAUCCGCUGGAGUCAUCGCUUCCCUAGCGCGGGAUAUGCCUUUUUGUAUGUACACUUUGAAGUGACAAUUUUGAUAAAUACAAUCACUGAAAUAGAUAAUUGUUGUACGCUGACAUAGUCACUGUGAGGAGAUUGCUUGUUGUUAUAUACUACUUUUAUUACAUUUACUGUAAUACUAAAAGCCGUCCAGCC
Molecule: messenger RNA, 1721 nt
Organism: Cuscuta europaea
Lineage: Eukaryota; Viridiplantae; Streptophyta; Magnoliopsida; Solanales; Convolvulaceae
Source: the annotation of a GenBank genome assembly